This is a messenger RNA of Laccaria bicolor S238N-H82, 2106 nucleotides long. RefSeq lists its product as uncharacterized. The transcript is spliced from 8 exons. Bases 1 to 2106 code for a protein of 701 amino acids. Lineage: Eukaryota; Fungi; Basidiomycota; Agaricomycetes; Agaricales; Hydnangiaceae. The record is from RefSeq and is a predicted model, not a curated record.
AUGAGCGAUAACGUUGAUGCUGGUGGUGUGGUUGCCGCACAGCCACUGCUCUGUCCGCUCCUGCGUAACUGGGCCAAGGGAGAGCGCCUUGCUUUUCUUGAGGGGUACAUCUCUGACUACAAGGAGGGAUUGCUUAGCAAAAAAAAGUCUGCUUCUGUUCUUGACGCCAUCGUAAACCAAUGGUUCACCCGCUUCCAUUGGUCCAUUCCACUUUCUGCCAACGAUAAUGCGACCGCCACUGUCUUCGCUCUCGACAGCCAAGGCCAUGAAAUCUUGGGUUCAGCCGACUCGAUUCUCAAGGGCCGAGUAAUUGAACGGGCGCGUACUUCUCUCUACCAUUGGUACGAAUACCGCUGCAAACGUACGACCUCGCUGCUCCCUCGUCCAUCCAAAGGGAAGAAGGAUAAUCUGACCCUCCUCGUGGAGAAAUUUCUCGGGCGUAGCGCCUCGUCGUCUAGGCGUAGCGCAGGCUGGGAGGUAUGGGGAAAGGAACAUUUCCCAUUGAUGAAGGCAGACUUUGAGGCAGAAUUCGCUGCGAGCGGUAGACCCAAAUCAGCGCGGUUGCUGGAACCAGCAGAAGCUCAAGCUGUUUACAACGAGCUGCCCAAUCUGUUCGGAACAUUAAUCCACGUCAUCGGCGAGGCAGUUGGUAUGCAUAUCACAGUCCUGAUCGGCGGUCCUGAACCGAAAAGAAAGGGGCAGCUGAACAUGGUUGGGCUCAGUAUUCAUGCCGGCGAAAACAAAGCCCCCAUCCCAAAAGUGUGGGCACAUGCCGAGAAAGAGAAAUUUGCCGCAGUCUCGGAAGUGUUCCUGACUUUUCUGUCGACCUGUUACACUGCCGAUGAGCAGCGCGCGCGUGCAUUGCCUCAACCAGUAACCGACACUGAUCCUAUGCAUGCUGGCCCAUCCUCCUCGACCCCUGCGCCAGACCCCUCCACCGAAAACUCAACCAAGCCCUCUAAUUCCUCGGGGUUAGCAGACAGUGGACGCAAGCGGAAGAGAAGCGCGGAAACGAACGUGAAGAAGGUCCAGAAGAGUCGGCUCAAGGCCAAGAAAGGUAGUAUUGCAAAGAAGAAGCCGACUAAACGCCGCAAAACGACAGCCGACGCUGAGGCAUCAGCGACCGAUUCUGCUUCGGAGGAUUCGGAUCCAGAGCACUCAGGGGAGGACGAUGACGAAGACGAGGACGAGGGGGAUGAGGAUGAGGAUGAGGACGAGGACGAAGAUCAGGACGAGGAUGAAGACGAGCCACAGACAAUGACCCGCAAAAGCACCAGGAACACAAGCAUGGAUCCGAGGCGUUGGAAGGGUGCCAAAGCUGACGUUGAUACCAUCAAGAUCAACGUCAGCACUGCCUUCCCAUCUCCAUCGAACACUUCUGCAUUGCCAUCUCCGCCGACUGCUCAUUCCUUGCCGUCCCCCCCAGUGGAUCCCCCCGUUAUCCCGCCUUGCACUCCUUCCAUGCCUGGCGGCUCGCUAUUGGCAACUUCCCCUCCACCAGCUCCUUCGUCUAACGACAGCCCGACAUCUGUCUCCGGUGCACAAGCGGAUGCUUCUUGGCCUUCGUGGUUCAAAGAUGCCCACCAACUCCUUUCCAGCCAGAAUUUGGGCCCAGAGUUUACGUUGCUUAUUGAUCAGCUGACAAAGUUUGAGAAACUCACCGACUUCGCACCAGGUGCACGCUCAGCGGGAUUCGGGUCAGACAAACGACCACCAGAGGUCCAUUAUUGGAUUUCCCGAGGACGCACGACACAGCCCAAGAUCACAAACCUCGCAGAUUUCAAAGAGAAUUGGUGGAAAUGGUGGAAGGGUUUACAACCACCAUGGAGGGCUGUGUCCGAGGUGGAAGGCUUGCUUGACCGCACUCAUCGCCCAGUCUUGACAGGUGGCCGCGAUUGGUCGGCAAUCGACAAACACGGUCGCAACGCAUUUUUCUCCAUCAUGGCGACUCUCUUGUGGUGGGGUACAGCAUCGUCAAAGCCACCAACUGAAGAUUCCAGCUGGUUGGCUGCCGUUGAAGAUGUCGGAUGGGUGCUUGACGGGCUAUUGGGUGUCGGUUCGCCGCUGGCUCCAACUUCGAAGCCAUCAAGGUCACGUCGACGCUAG